GUAAACACCGCCUGAGACAUUGUGAAAUAAACAGUAUUUCACCCCCUUGAUCUUUAGUUAUCUUGGAUAAUUAAAAAUGAUAGAUAUGUCUGUUUUAACCUAUUUUUUAAUUAUAAUUUGUUGAAUUACUACUAAGAAAAAUGGGAUGUUGUUACAGUCUUUGUAAGGAAGACACUGGUCCACAGAGUGAUGUUAAUGAAAGGACUCACUUAUUAGUUGAUCCAGUGAGCAGUAGCGCUAAUAUUCCUCGAGUUCACAGCGAUGUUUAUGUCAAUGAAUAUACAAGUUCAAUUCCAAAGAAAACUGACGAGCAGAGUGCCCUGAAUAGAAUACUUCAUGAAACAGCAGCCAAUAUAAUUGAUGUUGGUGCUUUGGAUUCUCAUAAUUUGGAACAACAUGAAGUUAUUGAGAGGUCUAGAGCCUAUGCGAAACGGUUAGAAACUAUAGGUAUCAAAGUUCCCGAGCAGACCCCAAGUAUGUUAAAAGAUAUUCCUGCAUUGGAAAAAGUUCUCACUUCUGAAUCUCUUAGCACUACGGACAAAGAAUUAAUAACCGACUUGCUCAAGAAGGCUGUGUUAGCUUUAAAAGAUAUUAAAGUGGAACAUAAAGAAGAUUUAGUUGUACCAUUUCUCUCGUGAUCUGCAAAAGAAAUUUAGCAAUAAACCCGCUUUAGUAAUUUAUAAAAAUAUAUUAGUUUUACUGGUUGAAGCUUCUAAUUUCAGUAAGAAUUGAACAAUUUUAGGUAUACAGUGAAAUUAACAAAAAAAUAUAUUUGUUUUUUGUUUAAGAAUAUUUAUUUUUUAAUUAAUAGACUGUACGUAUUUGUAUAUAUUACCGUCAUAAAGAAUGUGUAUACUUGCCGUAAGCGUUAUUUAAAAAUUAUCAUCAAUUUUGGACAGUGUAUUUUGUUAGGUGAAUAGUUAUGAUUAGAAAGAUCAUUAAAUUCGGCGUCAGUGAUUCAUACAAACUUAAUUAUCGAAAUAUGUAUGAAUACCUAGAAAUUAUUACCUUCGAAUUUUCCCAACUCGGCAAGGAAAAUUUUCUCUUCUUUGACAUUCAUAAUGUAAUUUGAGAUAUUAGGUUGAAUUAAAUGUAAUUUGUGUCCUGGCGCGGUAAAAGGGACCUUACAGCUUAGAAGUGAAUUUCGCAGAAAGUGUAUUAGAAGUUACACGAAGCAAGGUAAUUGUGUGUAACAGAGAAAAUAGAGAGACUGAUUUUCUGAACUGCCUUCUGCUUGCAUAUAUAAACAAUUCAAGUGUGACUGUGUUUUAAAGGUAAUAAUAAAAAAUGUAAAAGUUAUAACAAUUUUUAACUUUUAUAUGUAAAAGAACAACUCAAAAUCUAUAAAACAGUAUCAAUAACUCAAAAUUAAUUUUUUUAACCUACGGCCCCUUACAUCGCGUCAGGGCAUAUAACAUUUAGAAAAUUUCCAAUUGCUCUCGAAAUGCUAAAUUUUUAUUAUUAAAGCAUCAAAAUGUGUAACGUAAUAACGAUCCAUGUUCGAAUUCGCAUACUUACACGAAAAUGAAAUUGAAAAUGAAAUUAGAAAGAUUAUGCUAUAAUUAUGACAAAGUACAAAAGAAGAAUUUUUUAAUUUGCAGAAAAAUUCUGAAUUGUAUUAAAAAGUGUAUUAGUUUUUUCUAUAUUUAUACACUGUACUAACUAAUGAUGGAUAAAUUGAAAUAAUUGAA
This is a messenger RNA of Leptopilina heterotoma, 1691 nucleotides long. It is a transcript of the gene Lamtor1, whose product is annotated as ragulator complex protein LAMTOR1. Gene Ontology annotation, molecular function: guanyl-nucleotide exchange factor activity; molecular adaptor activity. The transcript has 5 exons. The record is from RefSeq and is a predicted model, not a curated record. NCBI's taxonomy places the organism in Eukaryota, Metazoa, Arthropoda, Insecta, Hymenoptera, Figitidae. Gene Ontology annotation, biological process: endosomal transport; positive regulation of TOR signaling; positive regulation of MAPK cascade. Gene Ontology annotation, cellular component: late endosome membrane; lysosome; Ragulator complex. Bases 141 to 638 code for a protein of 165 amino acids.